Molecule: messenger RNA, 1171 nt
Organism: Penaeus vannamei (Pacific white shrimp)
Lineage: Eukaryota; Metazoa; Arthropoda; Malacostraca; Decapoda; Penaeidae
Product: mitochondrial ribosome-associated GTPase 1
Biological process (GO): mitochondrial translation
Cellular component (GO): mitochondrion
Molecular function (GO): GTP binding; GTPase activity
Source: RefSeq, a predicted model, not a curated record
GCUAAAUAAGGACUGUGAAUAAAAAAUGGCUAGCAGUGUAGUGAGGUACGGCUUACGCAUGCGAGAGACUUUCAGCGUAGUCAACCAAGAUGUGGCACAGUGGUUCCCUGGACACAUGGCCAAGGGGCUCAACCAGAUGCAGAGGAAACUGAAAAGCGUCGACUGCAUCGUGGAAGUUCAUGACGCGAGGAUUCCCAUCUCGGGGAGAAACCCUUUGUUCGAGCACACCCUCUCAGCAAUAAAACCCCAUGUGUUAGUCCUCAAUAAAAUGGACCUGGCUGACUUGAGGCACAGGAACAGCAUUGUCAAGCACCACACCAAGGAGGGCAUCAAACACGUUAUUUUCACCAACUGCAAGCGGCCCGAGAGUCGCGGGAUCAAGAGCAUUAUCCCUACCGUAGCAGAGAUGAUUAAGAACACGGAGCGGUAUAACCGGUCGGAGGAGACAGUGUAUCAGCUUAUGGUCAUUGGCGUGCCAAAUGUUGGCAAGUCCUCGCUCAUCAAUGCUCUGAGGGCCAAGUACCUACGGAAAAGCAAAGCCACCCAAGUUGGAGGGCUUCCUGGCAUCACCCAGAGUGUGCUGGAGAAGAUAAAAGUUUGCGAAGAUCCAAAGGUGUACCUCCUGGACACCCCAGGAGUGUUGGCCCCAAAAAUCCGGGACGUGGAGACAGGGCUCAAACUAGCUCUGGCGGCAACCAUUAAGGAUCACCUUGUCGGAGAGGAGAACAUCGCAGACUAUCUCCUCUACAGAUUGAAUAAAAAUGGGAAUCACUCGUACGUCAAAUAUCUAAACCUCGAGGAACCCACAGACAACAUUCGGCAGCUUUUAGGACUUGCAGCUGUAAAUAAUGGCUGGAAAAGGAAAGUGAGAACCCAGAGUGGCACCCAAGUAAUUCCUGACCUGCAGCUCAGUGCGUCAAAGUUUAUAAAGGGGUUCCGCAUGGGAGUUUUUGGCCCUAUGAUCCUAGAUGACCUGGAGAACAUGAAGGAUUGACUCACGCAGCAAAGAAGAUAAACCCUAAUGUAGAUAAAGGUAUAGCAUGCCAAUCCCCUGUGAGAAGGAUUCGGUAAGUCCGCAUUAUAUCACAAAUCAUCGAGAAAAUAUAAUGAGCUUCUAGGAAGCCUUAUUGUUUUUUUUUCAUUACAUGGUUUUAUAAAAGUGAUGAAUGUU